Neospora caninum is the source of this 348-nucleotide messenger RNA. Its product is annotated as Cytochrome c, related. Lineage: Eukaryota; Apicomplexa; Conoidasida; Eucoccidiorida; Sarcocystidae. The record is from RefSeq and is a predicted model, not a curated record. Gene Ontology annotation, molecular function: electron transfer activity; heme binding. Gene Ontology annotation, cellular component: mitochondrial intermembrane space. The transcript is spliced from 2 exons. The coding region runs from base 1 to 348 and encodes 115 amino acids. Gene Ontology annotation, biological process: mitochondrial electron transport, cytochrome c to oxygen; mitochondrial electron transport, ubiquinol to cytochrome c.
AUGUCGCGGGCCGAACCUGACGUCCAAGUCCCGUCUGGCGACAUCAAAGCCGGCGCGAAAGUUUUCAAGGCCAAAUGCUCCCAGUGCCACACAAUCAAUGCUGGAGGAGCAGCGAAGGCCGGACCGAACUUGCACGGCUUCAUUGGCCGUGAAAGUGGAAAGGCAGAUUUCCCGUACUCGGAUGCGAACAAGACCAGCGGCAUUGUCUGGUCCGAGAAGCACUUGUGGGAGUACUUGUUGAAUCCGAAGACGUACAUUCCGGGCACGAAGAUGGUGUUUGCUGGUAUUAAGAAGGAGAAGGAGCGCGCAGAUCUGAUUGCUUACCUUGUUGAUGCCUCCAGUAAAUGA